Molecule: messenger RNA, 1848 nt
Organism: Phaedon cochleariae (mustard beetle)
Lineage: Eukaryota; Metazoa; Arthropoda; Insecta; Coleoptera; Chrysomelidae
Source: the annotation of a GenBank genome assembly
AUGAGCAGCCGCUGCCCCCUCAUCAAGGACUACUAUCCACCCAGGUCGCCCUUUUGUCCCGUCUCUCCGGCCCUUGGAGGACGCCACCAAGACCUCUGGAUCGGAGAGGAGACCAAACGGUCCAUGCCGCCGCACGUGUACAAAUACUAUCUGCAGAGGACGAGGUUCUGCAGAAGGGCUAGUCUGAAGGUAAGAACAAUUGAUAUCCUAUCCUGUCUGUGCGGGCCUACCGGAAUACCCGCCUCACGUGCUCCGGCUAACCGACGGCGUCGUCGCGCGCCACCUAUCGCCGCCCCGCUCUGCCGCCUCUCUCGACCGCCCGCCAGUGCGCCGCAACGCCGUCCCGGAGGCGGCAGCUGCGAACGUGUGCCGUCGAGACGCCGACAGUCCGGCAGCGUCGUGACGCUGGUCGCGGGUGCGAAUCGUCUUCAAGGUAUCAAAUCGGCAGGGAUUCAAACGACCAUGAUUUUCGGUGCGCGCGUACUGGAUCCGUAUGGGGCCGCCGGAUGGCCCCCCCAACCGCGCCAGCCCCGCCGCGGGGGGCCGGCGGGGGGGCCCCCGCACCCGUGGGGCAGCGACGGCAGACCAGGCCGGUCGUCGGACCCAGUGACCCCGGUGGGGGGAACCCCCUCCCACCACGGGCCGUCAUUCCCGCACGUGUCGUGCCCCGUGCACAGCCCCUUCAGGUUCAGGAACCCAUUAAAUUCCUCGAAAGUAUCAAAUUCCGCUUCUCAACAAUUCCACAUUCUGCGCGACAUUAUAAUGAGGCUCAAAAAUGUAUUCAGGACAUUCGGAGAAACCCUCCUGCAAGCGCACGACGUCGUCGCUCACGAGGUGUACGGCGAGGAUGCCCUCCGAGUCACGCCGCCCCCCCUGCCCCCCUACCUCAACGGGGGCGGCGGCAUCGGUGGCGUCGGCGAUGAAAUGGACGGCCUCGACGGCGACGUCGAAAUGGAGAACGUCACCAGGGUGCGGUUGGUGCAGUUCCAGAAGAACACCGACGAGCCGAUGGAUGGAAAAUGUAUAGUAGCCAGGAUAAUGCACGGAGGUAUGAUCCAUCGACAGGCCACGCUGCACGUGGGGGAUGAAAUUCGGGAGAUCAACGGCAUACCUGUCGUCAACCAGUCUGUCAAUGCCCUACAGAAAAUUCUCAGGGAAGCAAGAGGAUCUGUAACGUUCAAAAUAGUUCCUUCUUAUAGAAGCGCACCACCACCAUGUGAGAUUUUUGUGAAAGCACAAUUCGAUUAUGAUCCGUUAGAGGAUGACCUCAUUCCUUGUGCCCAAGCAGGAAUUGCCUUCAAAACCGGUGAUAUUCUUCAGCAUGUAGAUAUUGUGUAUAAGGUAUCAUCUGAUAAUCCUAUAGAAGUAGUCAAUUGCUCAAUAUUUGGUCGGAAGAAGAAACAAUACAAGGACAAAUAUUUGGCGAAGCAUAAUGCCGUUUUUGACCAAUUAGAUUUAGUUACCUACGAGGAGGUGGUGAAAUUGCCCAAUACAACGAGACAACCGCGGUCGGACGAGGAGAACGGCCGCAACUACUUCUUCGUGUCGCACGACGAAAUGAUGGCCGACAUCGCGGCCAACGAGUACCUCGAGUACGGCACGCACGAGGACGCGAUGUACGGCACCAAAUUGGACACCAUCCGCCGGAUACACCAGGACGGCAAGAUGGCCAUCUUGGAUGUGGAACCGCAGGCGUUGAAGUCCGAGAUGCUUCGCGUCGCGUACGGUCACUACUUCGACCUCACCAUCACCAACAACGACAUCGACGAGACGAUAGCCGCGUUGGAGUCGUCGAUCGAGCACGUGCAGACCGCCCCGCAAUGGAUACCCGUGUCGUGGGUCUACUGA